Molecule: messenger RNA, 1116 nt
Organism: Salvia miltiorrhiza (redroot sage)
Lineage: Eukaryota; Viridiplantae; Streptophyta; Magnoliopsida; Lamiales; Lamiaceae
Product: probable phytol kinase 2, chloroplastic
Exons: 6
Coding region: 253-978 (241 amino acids)
Molecular function (GO): kinase activity
Source: RefSeq, a predicted model, not a curated record
CAUAAAUAUUUCACGUACUGUUUUUUUUUUUUUCUUCUAGAAAAUAUAUACGUAACCACUUAAACAGAACCAAAACAAGCACACUGACUAUAAUUAGCCAUAAACACAAUUUAUUUCUCAAACCAAAAAAGUACUAGGCUAGGCUCCAACAAUUUCUCAACGGGGGUUUUAAGGCGAAUUGGUUGGAAUUUCUUCAGCUGCCGAAAUAGCAAGUCGACGAGGGCUCGCCGUGAAGUGACGUCAGCCGCGACAAUGUUCUCCAACAACGUCGUUAUCAGUGACAUCAUCGCCGGUGGCUUGUCGGUUGGGAUUACGGUUUCCUUGCUCAAAUUGUUAGAACAAACAGCUACCAGAGGCGUCUUUGAACAGAAAUUGAAUAGGAAGCUUGUGCACAUUAGCUUUGGAUUAGUGUUCAUGCUUUGCUGGCCUAUGUUCAGUUCUGGUCGCCUUGGAGCAGUUGUAGCAUCUCUUAUUCCUGGUAUGAAUAUCAUCAACAUGCUUCUUUUGGGAUUCGGAAUAUGGAAGAAUGAUGCAACUGUCAAGUCGAUGACUAGGAAUAACGACCAUAGGGAAUUAUUGAAGGGGCCGUUGUACUAUGCUUCUGCGCUCACUCUCUUCACUGCAAUUUACUGGCGAACAUCUCCUAUCGCGAUUGCAGGGUUAUGCAAUGUGUGUGCUGGUGAUGGCGUGGCCGACAUUUUCGGGAGGCGCUUUGGCCGCCGAAAACUUCCCUACAAUAGAGACAAAACCGUGGCUGGUAGUAUCGCGAUGGCGUGUGCUGGUUUCUUCGCUUCUGUUGGAUACAUGAUCUACUUUUUAUGGUUGGGCUACAUCCAAGGAACCUUCAAAUUGGUGGUUGGGUUUUUGGUAGUGUCCAUUGCUUCCGCGGUAGUUGAAUCUCACCCUAAAAGCACUGAACUUGAUGACAAUUUAACAGUACCACUUGCUGUCGUCUUCGUGGGCAGUUUGGUCUUUUGACUCCCAAUUAUAUUUAGUGAAUUAGUUCUGCCAUUAUAGAACCAUUCACCUAUCCACCCUGGGCACACGUUAACGUGCCCACUAUUAAUGUGACAAUGUCAUAUAAGAAAGAGAGUUGAUUAUAGUAUUUAACUCCAA